CUUCGAUUGAGAAAAUGAUUUUAGAAUUUUUCACUUAUUUUACUUUAUGUUUUUAAAUAAUUAAAUUUUAAACUAUUUAUAUAUCUAAAUUUUAAUCAAUCCAUAAACUAUUUUAUAAACUUUUGUAAUAUUAUAUUGAGAAAUUUUCAAUAUGAUACCAAGUGUACAAUAUAUUUAUUUUUGAUUUUAACAAUUUUAAUUAAUAUUUGAAAUGGUCCAGGAGUUUGAACUUUCAGACUCACCAACGCUCCAAGAGAAUGUUAAAUCUUCGCCUGAUAAAACACUUUCACCUAUGAAUUACAAUUCUGAGGAGGAUACAGACCGCUCUUGGCGUUUCUCUGCGAGUGAUAAGUCGUCUUCCUUCCCGUACCAUAAGGGCUUAAAUAAGACUGUUAGUGUUGAUACGACUUUGGAUAGUUCCCAUUCCUUAAAUUACGCCGACUCCUGCGAAACUUACAACUCGUCCACAGAAUCUCUAGAUUCAAGCACAUAUAUUAGGCCUGAGACACCUUACAAUAGGUUUCUUGAACGUCUUAAAGAUCCCUCUUGCCAUGAUAUUGUCACAGCCAUUAAAGGAUUGGUGGUGAUGUUACCUGGUAAUAUGGCUCGUAGUGAAGUUGCUACAAUAUCUCACAACUUCAUCGAUAUAUACGCACCUAAACUACUGUCGUUGGAAGUAUUUUCUAAAUUGACCGAUGAGGAGAAAUUGGAGACAGUUGAAUGUUUCGAAAAGUUCACAAUGCAAAAACUCUAUCCACAGUGUUAUCGUAUGGACCCUAUGGAUGCAAUAGAAGAUGAAAGGCUACAAAUACAGAUGUUAUGUUUAAACUGGAUAGAGCCGCAUCAUUUGGAAAUUACUACAAUGGGCGAUGUAAACAUUUUAAAAGAGGCCCAAAAUCAUUUAAAGAAUUUAUAUAAAUACAGAUCACCAAGAGACAAGCUGAUUAUUAUCCUUAAUUUCUGCCGACUUGUGGUCUAUUCAAUACAGAAAGUCACUGAUAAGGACGUGAGUUGUGAUGAGGCAUUUCCACUCCUGAUCUUGACGAUAAUAUUGACAAACCCGGUGGAACUGCAGUCUUGCAUAGAAUUCAUCCAGUAUUUCAGACAUCCAAGUCGACACAUAUCAGAAGAGGCAUAUGCGUUCACACUUCUAGUAUCAGCUGUUGAGUUUAUCAGGGAAAUUGGAACCAGCUCACACCUGAAGAUAAAUACACAAGACUUCCAGAAUAAAUAUAAUCAGAACAAAUUAAAGUAUGAGUCAAGGCUGCAAAGGUUAAACAGUUUAGUGAAAACCAACUCGACUGAAACAGUGAGUAAUAAUACGCUCAAUACUGUAAACAACUCAGUGAAUAAUAACACCAACUCAGCAAACUUGUUUGACCAACUUAAGAAGUUUAACCUGUCAACCCUAUUUAAAAUGCCCUUGUUUAAGCAAGAUAAGAAGGACGUGUACGACAUCAUUGAAACACUGGAAUACCUGGAAAGCUACCUGCUUGACCUGCCCUUAACUUACCAGUUCAAGGAGAAUAGCUUGGACUCGCCUGACCUCAUCAGUGACUGGAGAGCUCUUGUUGCAAUGAAAAACCACAUCACUGAAACCAUCGCUAAUGUUAAAACACAAGCCAAAAAGCUUUUAUAAUUUUUCAAAUAAUU
Messenger RNA from Theileria parva strain Muguga, 1653 nucleotides. RefSeq names its product Vacuolar sorting protein 9 (VPS9) domain protein (gene VPS9A). Lineage: Eukaryota; Apicomplexa; Aconoidasida; Piroplasmida; Theileriidae. Gene Ontology annotation, cellular component: endocytic vesicle; cytosol. The record is from RefSeq and is a predicted model, not a curated record. The coding region runs from base 212 to 1639 and encodes 475 amino acids. Gene Ontology annotation, biological process: vesicle-mediated transport. The transcript has 7 exons. Gene Ontology annotation, molecular function: guanyl-nucleotide exchange factor activity; small GTPase binding.